Onthophagus taurus is the source of this 2144-nucleotide messenger RNA. RefSeq names its product Bifunctional arginine demethylase and lysyl-hydroxylase PSR (gene PSR). Gene Ontology annotation, cellular component: nucleus; cytoplasm. Gene Ontology annotation, biological process: phagocytosis. Gene Ontology annotation, molecular function: histone H4R3 demethylase activity; P-TEFb complex binding. The record is from RefSeq and is a predicted model, not a curated record. NCBI's taxonomy places the organism in Eukaryota, Metazoa, Arthropoda, Insecta, Coleoptera, Scarabaeidae.
UUCAGCGACAUCUGGCAUAUAAAAUAACAGUAACUCACGUAGUGUUUAACGCAUUGUGAUAAAUUUUUCGAUGUAAUUAUUUUAUACUAUUUACACUCGAGACGCGAAUGAUGGAGGACGUGAACGAAUUUAAUCACCGGGCCAAAAAACGUAUCAAGGAGGUUAAGAAGAAAGCUAGGCCAGAACUUAACACCAAGGAGUCUUGGACCCAACAUCGCUAUGCUGACGAUUUCGAACAGUACUGGGAAUUCGAAGACAACUGCCCAAGGAUCACUGAAUCUCUUUGCUCCAUCAGGGAGUUCAUUUCAAACUUCGAGCUACCCUCGAAACCCGUCGUUAUUCUGGGCUGCCAAGAUACAUGGCAAGCAAAAAGGAAAUGGACCCUCGAGAAACUCGCCAAGAAAUAUAGGAAUCAAAAAUUCAAGUGUGGGGAGGAUAACGAAGGUUAUAGCGUCAAAAUGAAAAUGAAAUAUUAUAUACAUUAUAUGCUCAAGACUAAAGAUGAUAGCCCAUUGUAUAUUUUUGAUAGCAAUUUUGGUGAACAUGAACGUCGUAGAAAACUUUUAUUAGACUAUGAAGUUCCUAUUUAUUUUCGAGAUGAUCUGUUCAAAUACACUGGUGAAAACAAGCGUCCACCAUAUCGUUGGUUUGUAAUGGGUCCAGCUCGUUCAGGAACAGGAAUUCACAUAGACCCCUUAGGAACAAGCGCAUGGAACGCGCUUAUAACCGGUCAUAAACGUUGGUGUUUAUUUCCAACAAAUACUCCAAAAGAAUUAUUAAAAGUAACUGGUAUAAUGGGAGGUAAACAAAGAGAUGAGGCAAUAACUUGGUUUAAUUUGAUUUAUCCACAAACGAAAGAACCAUCAUGGCCGGAUGAUUGUAAACCAAUAGAAAUCUUACAAAAACCGGGUGAAACGGUUUUUGUCCCUGGCGGUUGGUGGCACGUCGUUUUAAAUUUAGAUACGACAAUUGCAGUCACUCAAAACUUUUGUAGUCGUACGAAUUUCCCGGUUGUUUGGCACAAAACGGCACGUGGGCGUCCGAAACUUUCUCAAAAAUGGUUGAAGAUGCUGCGGGAAAAAGAGCCACGUUUGGCGAUGUUGGCUGAUAGAGUUAAUUUAGAAGAACCAUCGGGGGUGGCUUCAGAUAGUUCGAGUAAUUCGUCGAGUUCUAGUUCGGACACCGAAAAUGGGGGUGGAUCGAAUUCGGAAAAUGAUGACAGCGGCCAAGAAUCGUUAACGGCGAAAAAGAAAAGGAGGAAAUCGGAUUCAGAUUCCGGUAGAAAUCGUAAGGCGGUUCGGAGAUACAGUAACGAUUCGGCGAUGUCCUGGGUAAACGAUCAACGCACCACGUCUGCAUCGCCGCAAUGCGCUGAAAUCAACUCGACCACGGGUUCGUAAGUAUCUGGUGUACAAAAAAAUUUAAAGAUCCUUGUUCCAAGAUUUCCUCCCUUAUUCCCAUAUAGUUACCAACGGCCCCUCCUUGAAAACUUUUAUAUUUUCUUACUUUUGCAAGUGUACAUGAGAUACAAGAACACCUUUUUUAAUAUUUAUAUGGAAAAAUUAUACAUAUACAUAUAUUAUAUAUAUUUAAAGAAAAAUGAAAAGUAUUUUAAUAAUAUGAAUAGCCUAAUUGUUGGCACGCCCAAAAAAGAUUUUUUUUGGCGUGUUUAGGGAAAAAAUUAAUUUUAUUUGAUCGUUUGUUAUCCAUUUAUUAUUAUUAUCUACUAUUGAUUACUUAAUUAAUUUGGUUGUUAGAUUUUUUGUUUGUUAUUGGCCCCUUUUGUCCCGCUCACAACUCUUCCACUAACACCUCAUCACAUAUUCGCAUCCUUCCCUCCCUUAGACAAAUUUUCUUUUAUAUAAUGUGAUCUACGAUAGUGCCUAAAUUUGUACGAAAAAUAAAAAGAAUCGUAUCCUAUAGUUGACAAGACUUACAGUCGCGUAAUAGAUUUCGGGCGGCAGUAUCCCGUUGUUGUGCCAAUCAGGACCAUUUUUUUUUAGAUAAAUCUUAUUAAUUUUAUUUUGGUCCCAUCGUGUUAACCGCCGCCCGAAGCCUGUUCGCUAUCAAGCAGGGAUAACUUAAUUUUCAAUCAAUAAAAAGUAUUAUAUUAUUUAAGCUAGGAACUAAGGAUAGGAGGAAAA